AUGGAUGAUUGCCUCAGGCUUAUCGAUUCUUGCAAGACACUUUCUUUUGCUCGGCAGAUUCGAGCUCGUCUUGACUGUGCCGGCACUGUGUUUAUCUCCAACAAGCUCAUUGAGAUGUUUGGCAGGUGUGGUGGAGUGCAAGAUGCCGAGAGUGUCUUCUAUGCGAUGGACAAGAGGGAUCCCUUCUCGUGGGAUGCAAUGCUCCUGGCGUAUACGAAAAACUCUUGCCUGACCCAAGCAAGGGUUUUCUUUUUUGAUCUAAUGCCGGAACAGAGCCUCAUUGCCUGGACUGCAAUACUCGUGGCACAUGCCCAAAAAGGGCAUCUUGUUGAAGCAAAACGGCUGUUUGAAAGUAUGCCUUUUAAAGACAUAGUAGCAUGGAACACCAUGAUAAGUGGGCUUGCUCAACACGGACACUUAAGCAGCGCUGAGAUACUCUUUGACCAAAUGCCGCAAAUGCCGGAAAAAAAUUUGGUGACUUGGAAUGCUUUGCUUUCGGCUUUGGCACAAGCUCGACACAUUACUGGCCUGCAAAUUGUGUUCAAUCAAAUGCCACUGUGGAAUCUAGUUUCUUGGACUUCGGUGCUGACCGCAUAUUCAAUUGACCGGCAUUUUGAAAAGGCUGAGCUGACUUUUAAGGCCAUGCCCGUAUGGGAUUUGGUUGCCUUCAAUGCCCGGCUGACAGCCUCUUCUCAAAACGACUCUUAUGAGAAAACAAAGAGAAUGUUUGAGAAGAUGCCAGAGCGUAACUUUGUCUCUUGGAAUGCAAUGCUUUCAACGGCUAUUGCAAGCCGUGAUCUUGAUUCCGUAAAUUCAUUGUAUAAUAACAUGCCUCAGCAUAGCUUUUAUACUUGGAAUAUUGUUUUGGCUGCAUACACACACUAUGGCCUUAUGGAAAAACCGAAGGAUAUGUUUGAGACGAUGCCGGAGGAGGAUCUUAUUUCUUGUAACACUAUGCUUUCUGGAUAUGCCCAAAACCGGAAUCUAGAGCUUGCCAAAUUCAUGUUUGAUAGAAUGCCACAAAGGGACCUAUUUUCCUGGACUGCUCUUCUCUCUGGUUUUUCACAAAAUGGCUUUAUUCAGGAGGCUACUAGUGUGUUCUACCAAAUGCCAAAGAAGGACUUUGUUGCAUGGAGCGCCUUUCUUUCAGCACAUGCCCAAAACGGGCACCUUUUAUACUGUAAGUUGCUAUUUGAGAGAGCCCCAGAGCAAGAUUUAGUGUGGAGUGCAAUGUUGUCUGCAUAUGCCCAUAAUGGUCACUCUAAAGAGGCUAUUGAUCUUUUUGAUGCCAUGAAACUCAUGUCUAUACCCAAUGACAUAUGUUUUUUAUCUGCUCUUCUCGCUUGUAGCCAUGUUGGAAAAACCCACACAGGUCACUACUGGUUUUUGUCGAUGCAAGCUGACUUUAAUGUCAGACCCAACCAGCAGCACUUUUGUUGUAUUGUUGAUCUUUUGGGACGUGCUAGCUAUUUGGUUAAUGCAGAGGAUUUAAUUGCUAAUAUGAGCCGGAUAUUUAGAGUGGACGUGUUUUCUUGGAGCUUGCAAGAGUCACAGCCAUGUUACAUUUGGAACUAA
Messenger RNA from Selaginella moellendorffii, 1575 nucleotides. Its product is annotated as pentatricopeptide repeat-containing protein At4g02750-like. NCBI's taxonomy places the organism in Eukaryota, Viridiplantae, Streptophyta, Lycopodiopsida, Selaginellales, Selaginellaceae. The record is from RefSeq and is a predicted model, not a curated record. The transcript has 2 exons. Bases 1 to 1575 code for a protein of 524 amino acids. Gene Ontology annotation, molecular function: protein binding.